CAGUAGACCGGCGCGACUCGUUGCGCGUGGAUCGUUGGAUUUGCGAGUGUCCCGUAAUUUCGUUCGUUCGGGCUGCUUUUGAUGCCGUCGGAACCGCCGAACGUAAGGGAGCCGCCACGACGUAUCUUGUCAUGCCAUUCGUUGCCUUUCACAUGUUAAUGCCGCCACGUUCAUUUUAAUUCUUACUAGCCGAGUGUUGUCUUUGAUAGUAAUUUGAAAGAAAUCUUUCCUAUAACUUGUGUAAUUGGUGAGAAAAGAAAAAAGCGCUCGACAUUGAUAAGUGACGAAAAUAAUCAGCGGCCAAGUCAAAUCGGUAUCUAUAUUGAAGAAAUAAUACCAGAGGGACAUAAUACUGAAGAUAUAAAUUAAUUUAUUAAAAUGCAACAGCAAGACAACAGCCUCACAGAUAUUUAUAAGGACGUUGUGAUAAUAGGUAACGGGCCAAGUGGCAUUUGCUUGUCGUACUUGCUUGCGGGAAACUGGCCCCAUUAUACGGGAGAGGCUCACAAAGGUGACGAGAUGCUGACCGCCAGGCUACGUUAUAGCGUAUUGACGCACGGCUGCUCGUUGAAUGGUGCCGAAGAGGAGGUAAUUGCGAGGGAAUCCGAGUUCCCCGUCUACCAGAAGGCUCUGCGAGAGAAGAAGGAUUAUGGCAGUCACUGCUUAGUCCGACUCUCGCAGCGGAAGAACCUCGAGCGCCUUUCCUCGGGCUUGGAGGGCAGGAACAACGGCAAGCCAUUGUCUCUGCUGAUGGACCAGCUGCAGCAUCCUUGUCUGGAUGCGGGCCUGGAUAUGUCGUCGCUUCUUGACUGGAAAUCGCCGGAGGAGCACGUCGAGCACAGGCCAAUCGACCACGUACUUCUGGGAAAGGGUCCGUCCGGAGGCACUUGGCACGCCUUGGAUCCGAACGUCUUGACGAUAAGUUUAAAUCGAUGGAUGUCGUUGCCAGGCCUCGACCUAAGGCAGUGGAAAGUAAAUCUUGAUGCGGAAGAGAGAGAACAGAAGCUACCGUAUUUCAAUAGCGAGACAGAAAUUGGUACAAACUGUAGUUUAACUCGUGUACCAAUAGGCACCGUGGCUGCCUAUUAUAAAGACUAUGUCAUGAAACAAGGCCUCGACAAAUAUAUUCGAUGUGGUACAGUGGUUACGUCGGUAAAAGCCAUUCCAUGUGUAGCCAACAAUGAGAAAGAAUAUGGAUGGCUAGUGCAAGGCUACGAAACCGAAACGGGACAAACUUUUCAGUAUCGAUGUAAAAGAGUUGUUUUAGCCACUGGAACGACGGACUUGUCAAAUCGACUUGGAGUUUCCGGAGAAGAAACUUAUAAUUGGGUUACCCACGACUACCAGGAUUUCGAAAGAAAGUUGGAUCGAUUGAACUGUCCACUAAGAACAAAUGUACAAAUCAACAAUAAGUACGAUCCAGUUGAAGCAAAAGCGAAUAUCGAGCCAUUACUCAUAAUCGGCUCCGGUUUGAGUGCCGCUGAUGCGAUUAUGGCCGCAAGAUCUCGCGGAAUUUCCGUCCUCCACGUCUUUCGAAGUAACUCCAAGGAUCGAAGCGGCAAAAUGGACAGAAAGAAGAAUCUUGAUAAGCUUCGGUGGCUUCCGGCCUCGGUCUAUCCAGAAUACCAUAGAGUAUACGAAAUGAUGGCCGAUAAGGGUAGAAAUUAUCAUUUCUACAAGUCUCUUCCAGACCACGUCGUAAUUGAUUUCAGUGCGAGCGCCGAUAAAUACACUCGGACUAAAAUGAGGAAAGUGACACUGUGUACACCUCAAGGAAGACUUAUUUCUUAUCGUGUUUCCUUCGCUGCCGUCUUUAUCGGUUCCAAGCCCGACUUGUCCUACCUACAAAACAAUGGCAUUGGCCUUGGGAAGGUAGAGGAGAAACGGAUAGACAGUCGUUCGAAUCCAAUCGACGUCGACGUCUUCACUUACCAGGUUACACGAGCGCCGAGGAAGGGACUCUACGCGAUUGGUCCCUUAGUCGGGGACAAUUUCGUUCGCUUUAUUCUAGGAGGUGCCUUCGGCGUACUAGCAAGCAUUCUUCAUACGCCCGAAUGAUCGCAACUUUAUUGCGGAAUAAGAACAAACGAACAAACAAAAGUUAUAAAAAACGAGACAGACUCCAGUGAAAAUGAAGAGAACUUAUUUAUAUAAACAGGUGUUAUACAUACAUGGCCGAAGAAUCACCCACUUGAAAUAAUUGUACUUUGCAAGUCUUUUUAUAUUAUUUUUUCAAGAGAGGCGUUCGAAUCACGAGACAUUCGCGAAUCACUGUGUUGAAGAAUAUUUUAUAAUAAGAAUACGAGAAAACUAUUUGCUUUAGUAUGUUUUAUACUUGAACAUGGAUCCCAUUGUCCAAAUGGGA
Ceratosolen solmsi marchali is the source of this 2365-nucleotide messenger RNA. RefSeq names its product oxidative stress-induced growth inhibitor 2. The record is from RefSeq and is a predicted model, not a curated record. The transcript has 7 exons. Bases 379 to 2058 code for a protein of 559 amino acids. NCBI's taxonomy places the organism in Eukaryota, Metazoa, Arthropoda, Insecta, Hymenoptera, Agaonidae.